Sardina pilchardus (European sardine) is the source of this 1987-nucleotide messenger RNA. It is a transcript of the gene toe1, whose product is annotated as target of EGR1, exonuclease. Gene Ontology annotation, biological process: snRNA 3'-end processing. Bases 321 to 1850 code for a protein of 509 amino acids. The transcript is spliced from 7 exons. Gene Ontology annotation, molecular function: snRNA binding; 3'-5'-RNA exonuclease activity; metal ion binding. Gene Ontology annotation, cellular component: cytoplasm; Cajal body. The record is from RefSeq and is a predicted model, not a curated record. Lineage: Eukaryota; Metazoa; Chordata; Actinopteri; Clupeiformes; Clupeidae.
UUUGACGAUACCCCAUGUGUUUGUAUCAUACGUUUGAGAAGAGAAGUUAAGUAGUGGUGUGUCUUCGUGUUUAGUGGGUUCCUAAAAUAAUAACUACACUUGAGGUUAAGCAUACAUAGACGUAACUUAGUGGAAACCUUUAAUUUUGUUUGAUAAGUGUAACUACUGACCAUGUGAGUGUAUAUAUAAGAUAUGGCUCCCCACGUAUUACAACCAUGUCCUGUUGUAUGACUAGCUAGCCCAUGUGUGUUAAAGAUACCCUCUCGCUAAUGUUAUUCCCGAAUAAAGUGAAAAGUUAGUGUGAUCAACCCCAGCAUAAUAUGGCAUCCCCGAUGGUGGUCCCGGUUGUGGAUGUACAAAGCAAUAAUUUCAAAGAGAUGUGGCCAGCAAUGUUGUUGGCCAUUAAAUCAUCAUCUUUCAUAUCUUUGGACACGGAGCUGAGCGGUUUGGGAAACAGAAAGAGUCUUCUUGCGGAGUCCAUUGAAGACCGUUAUAAGGCCAUUUGCCAUGCAGCUCGUACACGCUCCAUUCUGUCCCUUGGUUUGGCGUGUUUCAAGAAACUUGAGGACAAAGCCGACCAUACUUACUUCGUGCAAGUGUACAACUUGACUUUACUCUGCUCAGAGGAGUAUGUUAUUGAACCCCAGUCAGUCCAGUUCCUUGUGCAACAUGGUUUUGAUUUCAACAAACAGUAUGCUCAGGGGGUCCCAUACAAUAAGGGCAACGAUAAGGGUGGCGAUGUCCAUCUGAUGAAUGUUCGUAAUCUUUUCGUGGAGAUCCUCAGAGCUCACAAGCCUCUGGUUGUUCAUAAUGGAUUGGUUGACAUGGUUUUCCUGUACCAGAGUUUCUAUGCCCAUUUGCCCGAGAAGCUGGGUACGUUUACUGCGGACCUCUCGGAGAUGUUCCCAGCAGGGAUCUAUGACACCAAAUACACCACGGAGUAUGAGCUGCGGCUCACGGCCUCAUAUCUGGAGUACGCCUUUAAGAAGUGCAAGCUGGAUAAUGGCAGAUCCAUUCAGGCAGGUGGCCAGGGGUCUCAUGUGUUCCUGGAGUUCUGUAACUACACUGGGAACAUGCAGAGCUAUGUGGACUACAGGCCGUGUGCUGAUGGUCACGUGGGUGCUGCAACAGAUGUCUGCAUACAGUUCUCUGCUUUCGGGUGGUGUCCCAAUGGGUCUCAGUGCCCCAUGUCUCACGACACAGACCUGAUCAUCCAGCAGGACGAGCAGACCAAGGAGACCAAGCGUCAGAAGAGGAAGCGCAAGAAGAAGCAGAAGGGCCCACAGGAGGGUCUGGACAGCCCCCCGGCCAAGCAGGCUCACCUCGAGGGCAGCAACGUCGCGGAGGAGGAAGGUCCGAACAACGGAGCGGAGAAGAACUGCACCAGCGCUGCCACGGAGAUGACCGUCGACCUUCCGGAAGAUGGCCGCUCAGAUGACGGCGGCAGCGUAACGCGCGAGACUUUGGGUGCGUCCACAGAGGAGGGCGGAGCUGUUCCAUCCGAGGCUCAGGCCGGGGACCCCUCGGCGCUGGCGGUCAAGGCGAGGGAAGCGGACGCCGCGGCGAAGAGGGCGGAGGCGGGGACCCACAGAGCUGGCUUCGAUGCCUUCAUGACCGGAUACAUCUUCUCCUACGCCAGCUCUCUGGCAGCGAAGAGCGAGGAGUCCAGCCCAGGAAAAUGGCUGCCUGGCUGCUUCAACAAGAUCUAUCUGAGUGGUAAAUCUGUGCCCUUGCACAUCGUGAAGAGCACAUUUUCCAAGUCGUCAAAGGCACACAUCAAUAAAAUGGACAUUGUCUGGGGGAAGCGCCUUAGUAACAAUGCAACUCCAAAGGUGGAAACAAUGGCAUGAUGAAUGUGGAUGUCCCACUACAGUCAUGUUUGAAAUGGAUUGUCGUUAACAAUGACUUUAGAGUCUGGGGGCGCACAGGCAAUGAAGAUGUAUCCUGGUCCUUAAAAAAUGUACAUGGUGUUAUUUACUUUAGAUCA